UUGUUGUUUUGGAAAAGUGUACAAUUAUUCCUUACUAAGUAUAAUUAGUAUUCCCCAUCCCAUAAUAUGAAAAUAUUGACCCAAUCUAUUCAGAAUGUACCUACGCGAAAGAGAACCUAUUAGGUUAACCCGCAAAACUAAUAAAAUGAUAAUUUUUCAAGAGAGAAAAAAAAACACGCAGAAAAUCGCCGACAGUCAGGAGAUGAGCUUGAGCCUUCAGUUGGCCUUGAUGACCUUGUGCCCUUGAGGUGACCCUGUAUGGACUUGUACCCUCGACGGCCUUGAUGACCCAUCAGAUGACCUUGUACCCUUGAUGACCUUGGCCCUUGAGAUGGCUGCUCCGUUUUUCUUGUGAACUGCUUUUUCGAAAGCAAUACUAUAUUGGAUCUCGAUCUGCUAGAAGAGAACAGAUCACAGUUACAUGUUUUGGACCCGCAAGCAGGAUUUUAAUAUGCCGCACUAAGAACAAAGAUGAAGAACAUCAAAGAGAUCGAUCAGAAGCUCCAGUGAUCUUUUGUUCCCACGAUUUUGCGAUGGUAAAAUUCAUUUUGACCCGAUCGCCCAUAACUCUUUUCAUUGAAUUCUGACAGCGACACAUACCUUCAAUUGAAUCUAAUGACAAUCUGCCCGUUUCCAUAUACUUAGUUUCUUUUUACAUCACGACUAGCAGUAGGUGCACUCAAAAAAAUUGUUAUCUUCAACCCUUUGUGAUUACCUUUGUAGUUCAUCUCCUCUCAACCGAGAUAGCAAAAAGAUGGCCGUUCCUCCGAGUGAGGUAGUACAUCUUCCUCGACUAGGAGGAUCACCUUCUUUCCCAACGCUCCCUCCUGGCUUCCUCUCCAUCGAUGGAGUUUUCCGUUUAUGCGAAGCUUUUGUAGUUGGCGCGCUCGCUUGGCGCGCUUUUGGCAGAAUACGUCGUCUGGAAAGAGUCUUGAAGGGCAACCAACAGGGAGUGGCUGGAAAAGACGUUGAGCAAACUAAUAAGACGCAAACAUCUACUGCGACUACAACAUUAGUCCAAGUGUUGUGGAGAGAAGCAGUCGAGUUGCUACUUGCUGGAGGUGCGAAGUUUUUUGGAUUGGGGACCGACAAAGAAGAUAAUGAGCAAGUUGUUGUGGGAGAUCAUGAGCUGUUGGAGAUGACGGAAGUGAAUGUUCUGUGUGAAGAACACAAAGAAAAGCAGGACGUGAUUGCCACUGAAAUGUUGGUGAGGAAUAUCCAGUUCUACGGCGAAGAUGGGCAAGCCCGCGUAGAGAACAGCUUCGUCGUUGUGGUUGGCGUGGGUGGCGUCGGGAGUCACUGUGCUGUUGCACUCGCAAGAUCCGGUGUCAGACGCAUCAGGCUGAUCGAUUUCGAUAUGGUCAGUCUUUCGUCCCUGAACCGACAUGCUUGCAGCGCUUUCGAAGAUGUAGGUAGUGAAAAGGUCUUGUGUGUGCGCGACUUUAUUCGAAAGAUCAACCCCAGAUGUGAGGUGGAUGCACGACAAGCACUAUUUUCGAUCGAAAGAGCAGAUGAGCUGAUAUUGGACAUUGAUAUCGUGGAUGGUGAUGUGGCUCAGGUGGACUCAAAAGAUGUUGACCCUACAGACAUCCCUGACUUCGUCGUCGACUGCAUCGACAACCUGCCAACAAAAUGCGACUUGAUUCAGUACUGUCAGGGAAAGAACAUUCCACUAAUCGUUUCUGCUGGGAUGGCAGCUAAGGCAGAUCCGACGAAGCUACGAGUGGGACCCUUGACGGACACUGCGGAAUGCGAACUGGCAAAGCGUGUAAGACAAGAACUUCGAUUGAGAAAUAACCGUAAUACGCAAGAUGGAGAUGUUAAUGACGAUGAUACUGGUGACGAGGAGGUGGACAGAGAAGUUGGAGACCAAGAACAACAAGGCAAUGAUCGACAUGGAGCAGUCGACGAAGCGGAAGCCCCAGUUCACCCUACCAGGGCUGGCCCUCAAGAACACCCGAUGCUAAGUCACGUCGUCGAUCUCGACCUUGUCCCUGUCGUUUACAGUGUCGAACGAACAGCUCGUGCCCUCAUGCCCCUCAAAGAACACCAGAACCCUGAGAAUGCCAAAGACUUUGCGCCACUCGAGAACUUUCGUGUCCGAACACUGCCUGUCACGGCACCCGUGCCCGCUUGUGCUGGCUACACCCUGGCUGGCUACGUCUUAUGCGAACUAGCUGGUCAGCCGAUGGUGCCGGAUCAACAGCGCGAACCUUUGAAGACUAAAACUUGGAGAAGGUUUUUGGAAAAAGCUAAGAUGAUGCUUCCACAAGAGGCUCACUGGGUCAAACCGGAACAAGCUGAAGGCCUGCUCUACGACGUCUACAAGCGAAGAGGCUGUCUGGAGGACACGCGUGGAGCUCAGUUACAGUUGGUGCCGAUUGACGUGGAAAUGUUGAAGAGGAUCAAAGCUGGUCAAGAAUUAGAAGAUUCAACAUGCCUAGAAGGAGGAGAUGAACAGCAAAACCAAGACCAAGAAGAAUCUUCUUCUUCGUCCCCUCAUUCACCACAACACAACGACGACUCCGAAGAAGAACUCAAUCUGUUCGAUAUGGAGGUAGCCGCUGAAGAUCUGGAAAAGCCUCGACCGAAAUUCUACUCAGAACCUGCGAAUUGGAUUCUCGUCAACAAAACAGAGGCUAGCGCUAUCGUCAGGUGGUUCAAUGGUCGAAAUUGGGAUGGGCCUUUACCACCGUUUUUUGACGUGAAAAAAGACGAAUCCAAAUUGAAAAACAUCGAUCGGGUGUUGAGUUUGGUGGAACAAGCGGGUGUUGAGUUUGGUGGAUUGAAUGCCUAGAUGGUUCCCUGACUUCCGAUUCUUUUUUUCCUGAUGAGGGAAGUAGACGAUGCAAUAAAUCUACACUUGUUGUUUUCGCCUUCAAUAAUGACCUCUGGAUUCUUUACGUCCACAUAAUUCUACUUCG
Amoebophrya sp. A25 is the source of this 2924-nucleotide messenger RNA. The record is from the annotation of a GenBank genome assembly. NCBI's taxonomy places the organism in Eukaryota, Dinophyceae, Syndiniales, Amoebophryaceae.